This is a messenger RNA of Penicillium angulare, 2061 nucleotides long. RefSeq lists its product as uncharacterized. The record is from RefSeq and is a predicted model, not a curated record. Gene Ontology annotation, cellular component: nucleus. Gene Ontology annotation, molecular function: RNA binding; protein binding. Bases 1 to 2061 code for a protein of 686 amino acids. Lineage: Eukaryota; Fungi; Ascomycota; Eurotiomycetes; Eurotiales; Aspergillaceae. Gene Ontology annotation, biological process: poly(A)+ mRNA export from nucleus. The transcript is spliced from 3 exons.
AUGAAGACUAUGAAGUCUCGUCGUCCCGCCGGCGCGGGUGGUGGCGGUGGUAUUCGCAAGCGGGGGCCAACUCGCACCGAUCGUGACGGAGACAUGGAAAUGGAUCAAAGCGGUGCACGAGGAGGGAAAAGAGGAAGAGGUGGUUCCGGAAGACCUACCGCGGGUCGCGCCAAUCCUGGAGGCCGAACACAAACACGCGACAACAGGAAUCUGGAUGCGAUUCAGCGUGCCAUUUCCGACAACAAGGCACCACAAGCCAACGUUCGCUCCGGCAGGCAAACGAACUCCAACGGAAAUAAAUUGGACCAGUUCGGUAUUACCGGUUGGAGGAAUAGCAAGGUCUCAACCAACAAGGACGGCGGAAUCGAAAAUCUUACGGCAUUUCUUGAACGACGAAUGAACGUACACGUGAAAUCAGGACCCCGCGCAAAGAUUAGCAAGUCGCGGGUUGAAGGAGACACACUUGUUGUAUCAGUACGAUCAGAAUUGGCAGAUAUCAUGACUCGCAUCAAUGGCAAUACCUUUGCAGGUACUAAGAUCUCUGUUGAACCAUAUGACCCAUCUUCGAGCGCAGCUCUUGAUCGCGAACUUGGCACCACCAGCGGACCUUCCGCCUCAACCGCCGAUACCAAAACCAAGAUGACUGCCAUCCUCGCCAAGCGCUACUACCCAGAGACCAAACUUCUUGAUCUGUCGAAACUUGGUACCGAUCCCGACCUACAAGCUAUGGGCAUCUUCAACAGCACUUCAACCGAAUCGAAGUUUUUCCCUGCUUUGAUGAAGGUGUGGGAGAUGGGAUUCACAGACUCGACACAAAGACGUGAAGCUGUGCAAAGUGUCAGCUUGGCCAACAAUCAACUCGCCAAUAUUACUGUUGUGACUACUUUAGCUCAAACUGUUCCCGGCUUGAAGAAUUUAGACUUGUCAAACAACAACUUCAAAGACGCCCACUCCAUCAUUGGAUGGAGGUGGAAGUUCCGAGACCUGGAAUUCUUAGAUUUGACAGGAAGCCCUUUUUCCGCAGAUGAAAAUUUCAAAAAUACCAUGAUGAAAUGGUAUCCAAAGCUGCAAACCCUAAACAAUGUCCAAGUCCGUACCCCAGAAGAAGUCGCAGCUCAAAAGAAGACACCCAUUCCUGUUCAACCACCACACUUCCAAGACGAUUCUCAAAUCGGGGAAAACUUCAUUCGUGCCUUCUUCCCCGGCUACGAUAACGAUCGUACACAACUCCUAAACAGCGUCUAUGACGAACACUCGAAAUUCACAAUCGACAUUAACACAUCCGCUCCUAAAUCCGCCGAUGCCGAAACUCCCUCCUGGGAUCCCUACAUCAAGAGGAGUCGCAAUCUCCAGAAAAUCAGCCACCUCCCCGCACGUAUGUCACGAGAAUACGUCGGAAAGGAGAAAAUCGGCGAAGUCUGGAGUUCUUUCCCCGCCACUCGCCAUCCCGACAUGCUCGUCCACCCGGAAGAGUACCUCAUCGAGUGCCACCCUCUGCCUGGACUUCCAGACCUAGGCGGCUUAAGCGAGUUCGGCGUCGGUGGACUUAUAGUCAUGACUCAUGGAAAGUUCGAAGAAAGCGUCGGGGGUAAAGUAGAGACGCGCAGCUUUGAUCGAACCUUUGUUAUCGGGCCUGGCGGUGGUCUGGGUGGUAUCCGUGUUCUGAACGAUACACUCUGUCUUCGCGCAUAUGGUGGUCAUGAAGCUUGGAGUCCUGAGAACCAAGCUAUUCCACAGGCUGUUGCUCCUAUUCCUGCUGCGAUUGCUCCUCCUGCUGUAGUUGCUCCUCCUGCUGUAGUUGCACCGAUGCCCUCAGCUCCGGUUCCUGGUCAACCUGGUAUUCCGGUCGGAUAUGGUACUCCUGCACCUGGAAAGACGGAUGCGCAAGUUCAGCAAGAGCAGAUGGUUGCCCAGUUAAGUGCAAAGUCAAAUAUGACUCUUCAGUAUUCUGAAAUGGCUCUAUCGAGUAAUGGAUGGAACCUCGAAGCCGCGUGGUCGAAUUUUGAGCAGUUGAAGGCGCAGGGUGCCCUCCCACCCGAUGCUUUCCUUUCCGCGCCUUGA